AUGGCGACCAACUAUCUAAUCAAUCAUUGUUUCUUGCCGCCUCAACUCCCGCAGAAAGAUGAUAGCUCCGAGGGUAACGACCACAUGCUAACAGAGCUGUUCCAAGAGACGCUGAGGGCUGCUGCUGCCCGUGCACCUCCUGAAACCGGCUGGAAAGCUCUCAUAUCCAUUCCAGACUUGCUCCUGGAACAGGAAGGAACCUUAACAGAGGCGCGAUUGGUCCAGUCCAUGGGAUCAAUGCUAUCUAGCGGUGUGCUCGUUCUUCACAUUCGAGCCCAAAAUGCUGGUUUGAUAAUCCGAAGAGAGAAUGAAGCAUAUGUGUUCGAGUCCUUCGAGCUUUCGCCGACCACGGACCAAGUCACAACAACGAAAGGUCGCCUUGUGCGCUGCUUCCCUGGCCCCGCGAUCGCCGUCAAGAAUGAGCGUGUCAAUGAUGUGAACUUCAGAAAGGCAUUUGCUCAGUGUGUCCUUCAGUUGAGCGACCAAGUUGUGGAAGACGCCUGUCCAACGUCUCAAAAGGCCGGUUUGGAUUUUGUAGAGUGUCGACAAACAGCCAGCCCACAGUAUGUUACGGAGAUGCUCACGGGCUUUCUACGCUCUGUUGGACAGCCACACGAUGUCACAAGAAUCCAGAAGCACACGAGAGACGAAGUUCUUUGGCAUAACGCUCUUGCUCCUUGGCGUCGAUCCCCUCGUUGGCUACUGCUCCGAGUCGCUCUGCAGACAAGCCUGAAGAAGAAAGAUGAAGAUCAAGGUCGUUCCACACAUUAUAAGAUGUUCAUGGUGCUUCUGUUUACGAAUGUCUUGGACCGUGCUAUGCGAGAGUCGAUCUCUGGGGAACUCUUGUUCAUUAUAACGGCGAAGAUCAGUCGACGUAUGCUGAAGCUUGGAUCGUCCGCAGAUAAAAUGCCUUGGCUGGAUGUUGUAAAGCUCUCGAUGCACGCGGCACGAAACGAGCUGCUGAAAAGAUGGAACGAUGUUCAGAACACUCCACAUAUAAAGAUCUACGAGAAUCUAGACCUGCAAAGUCUCCGCCAAGCUUCCGACACUCAUCUACAAUUUCGGGCACUUUGUAAAUACCUUGAGAAAAUCGAUCGACGCCUUCUGAACGCGUCUGAUGACCGGCCAUCGCUUCCCACCUACGAAGAUAGAAUACUGCAAGAGGCGUCAACACUGCCAACAGCCUGCGCUAUUCACACAGAUGCUGGAUCUUACAACUUAUGGCUACUUGAUCUGGAAGCCUGGGUGAAUGACCAUUUGCAAACGUGGAUAUCCCUCAAUCUCGUUCACACGCCAUCGACGACCACAUGCAGAAAUCUUGCGACUCUCAUGUCUGUGUACUUUGAAGUUGCCAAAAAAGUGUACAGAGAUGACCCCCAGAGCUUUUCUAUCAUGGUACUGACCAUUAUGGAUAUGUGGGUUGCGCUUGAUAAAUGUACAAUAUCUGCGGAGCCACUUUUCAGAAAGUACCCCACAGGUUUUCCGUCUUCCAUCUUCGACCGACUGCUCUUGGCUAAGGAACAAGACAUGCGUCGAUUGUUCUACAUUGAGCAAUAUCUAUUGUUGAGACGAGAUGAAGCUGAGCAAGGCUACCCGCUGGUAUUCCAUGAAGGCAAUACAACAAGAAGCUUUGCGGUGGCAUUUUUUGACCAAUCGCCUGAGCAUCAACAAUUGAAGCUUGAAAUUGAAGCGGCUGCCGCUGAAGAUCGAGAGAGAAAGCUUCGGGAAUUUGCGAAGCAGAAAGCUGUAUACGAGAACCUCAUGAGGCAAUCCAAUUCCAAGACAUGCUCAACUACGUCCGUCACUGUAGGCGGACGUAGGAAUAGGAGAAUUGAAGAACAACAUGUUGCUUCUAAAUGCAGUAAAUGCUCUCUCAAAAGCACUGCUGCAAACAUGAUGAUCACUGUGCAUGAAUGGCCUCUGCCUUCCGCUAGUACUGAAGCCAAGGCUGCUGUAUUCGAGCUUGACGUCCCUGACAUAGUUUCGAUCUGGAGAGAAUCUACCUAUGCGGUUCUUGUUGACCUUUUCACAGCUGAUACUGCCAAAUCAGCCCAUUCAGAUGGGAAGUACAUGUUGCUCAAAUCUGAAGGUAUCCAGAAAUGGAUCAAGACCAAACCCGGACGAAUUCAGCUGGCAUCUUCAGUCAAGGAGGUUUCCAGAUCACACUACGGCAAACAGCGUUUUAAUGUCGCAACCCAAUCCACUGUAUGUGUGGAGAACGGAUUACGUUGUAUCAUGUACGACUCAGGUGCUUGUGUUUGGACCUGUGAAAUCCUCGGGAAACAUUCCCUAGGACGUACUUGCACUCUGAAGCUGCCCCCAGGAAACUACAAGUCUCUGCAGUACGUUUUAGAUGGAACUCAGCACACAUCCAACAGCAUUAUCGCAAAUCAGGAUGAAUGCCCGGGAUCAAUCACCUUACAUGAGCUCUAUUCUUUCUCGACCUUGCGAGCCGGCCAUAGACUUCAGUGGCGAAAUAUCUCCCGGGAGCUGGUUUCGCGUGUUCUGAACUUUAAUCAUAUCGAAACACACCUGUUGGUAAUGGAAGCAGCAUAUGAAGCAGGUCCCAGCGGUCUGGCAUUCACGAGAGACUCCCAUGUUGAUUUGGUAGAAGAGGACUUUGGACUGUCUUUACUUUCGGCAAUCGAAGAUGGUCUAGGAAUUGUCGAGAGCAAUUGGCAGGGCGCUACUGCAGUUCGCACUUUCACUGGUCUAACGACACGUCUCUUGUCGUUGUCCCCGCAUAUCUUUGUGCGUAGUCGAUGCCUCAAAUUCCUUGAUCGUGCAAGAAAGGUCAUAGUUGGAUGGAUCCAAGAUGUCACCGAAUUGCUACACACUAGCGAUGGAGAAGAACAGCAGAAAAGAAUGGCGGCACGCAUUCUCGAUUUGGCACUGACCUGCUAUGCAACUUUCGACACCGACGAAUGUCACCUAGCCAGCAUAUUCUCAUCGGCACAAAACGUUUCCAUCGCGGUCGAAUCCGCCGUCACCAUAUAUGACAGAUGUUCAGCAGUAAAUGAAAGCCGCGAUGCGUCUAUGGCUGCCCGUAUGGCUCAAUUUGUCCGUUGCUCUCGAUACAUCGAAGAGACAUUACGAGGACGGAUCUUGACCGACUCCAGUGGAAUCGAUAUUGCUAUCCGCCAUCUGUGGUCUGGGUAUGAGCCUUCUGGAAAGUGGACUGCAUUGAGCUCUCCAAAUGAUCGAUGGGUAUUCACUCAGACAUCUGCUCAACGCAAUAGGGCUGGGAUGACUGUACACUUCAACGUUCUGGAUGGCGACUUUCUCGUCAAUGGAGUUCCCCUGACACGACUUCCUCGCCAAUACGAGUCCCACGCCACUUAUCAGCGCAUAUUUGGUGGGAGAAUUCUGGAAGUCGUUCCUUCCCAAAUAGUAGGCAUGACUUUCGCAUCCCGCCGCGAGAUAUUUGGAUACCAAGUUCACUUCCAUUAUCAUGGCUCGGAACUCAUCAUUCGUGCGUGCAAAGAUGGGUCGGACUUUGAGUUAUUGCCACUCCGGGCUUUGCAUGGCGAUGUUCCUCAAGCUUUCAUCGAAGAUUAUGCCCACUGGUUCGACCAUAGCUCAGGCUCUAUCGAAUUGAGACCUAUUGGUACCCCUUGGAGCACAUCUCCUGACAAUUGGCGUACUGAAACGAAGAGAUCCGAUCCAUUCAUUCUUUCGCAAAGCAACCGCAAGUUGAUGGAAAUGCGGAGUCCUAUCGUGCAAGCAAUUCAUCAAGUUUUGAAUACGCUCGAAGCGGAGCAACACAUUCAUGUGGUGCUUACUGGGACAUCCAAAAUUGAAGUUCAUAUCCCUAGAAUGAACCUGGACUUCACCAUCGAGCAGGGAAGCUCGUUUUUGGAAUCGAAGCAGUUCCGCGGCAUGUUCAUUGACCGGAGUCAAACAUUUGGAUCUUUGACAGGCCUGGUCACGAAAUUGGUACUGCGCGAGGCUCUUGGAUCCUCGCGGAUUGUCUUGGUUCCAGAUGGAGAAAUUCUUUCUGCAAAGCAAGAUGACCAUGUUCGAGUGCACAUCGACACGGGAUCAGCGAGACAUAUAUCAUACCAUCCGUUCCAUAUCGAUAGCCUACUGGGUCGCCUUGUUGAUAACGGAAGUCUGCACAGCCGCCUGUUUCGAGUUUAUCUCCACGCUGUAACAUCAUAUCCUCUGCCGGAUAACCUUCUCGGUCGAACUGGCACAGAGGAAGCACUUCACUCACUUACCCAGGCAUCGACCACAUCCUUUUCUACUUUUGGAAAACUAGAAACCCAAUUGCUUGUUAAGAUUGGCUCUCUCUCUCCCAUCAGGAGAUACUAUCCGCCGCAUCUUCGGACCAUGGAAACUGUGAGUUGGAGUAGACUUCCCAGUCUACAACAGCACGAGAAGUUUUUUCAGAUUGUUGAAACGAUGAAGCAGGAGGCCCUGUCGCUUCAAGAGUUGCAGGAUGUUUUCGUGGAGGCACCAGCAAUUGAUCCUCGUAACUUCAGAGAGCUGUAUGAAAGAGCCAGCAUCCGACUCAGCAACAUUCGAGUCUACGGGUAUGGCGCAGAGAAAUUUACCACCCAACACGACCACGUUUACGCUGCUAGAGAUAGUAUCGCAGACUCUACCCGUGAAUUCCAAGCUUGUUCGGUCUCAAAGCUGGUUGAUGGCUGGGCUGUCAAUUCAAUGCCCGUUCGGGGUCUGCUUUCAAAAUUCGAAGAAUGGGGCUUGCCAUUUUCUGGGAAAGAUGACCAGUCUUUCCCAGGCCUGGGAUUUGACCACGCCUUACUUGAUCCGGCAUCUAAGUUUCUGCCCGCAGCUUGGAAUACAAUUCAAAAGACGCUUAUCGGAUGCAACGUAUCCAACGACAGAUAUCGGCUCAUGUUGUUCUUCGCGACUUUGGCAUAUUCGCCAAAUGCCGACCAGGACAUUGUGCAAGUUCUCCUUGCAUUUGCAACAGUUCCACAACUCGCGACAAUUCGCAUGCCUCAAUGUCAUUCUAUCAAUCUCAGUCAUGGAUACGCUCCAAGUACUACUACCUUGAUGGAAAUCUUGGGGCGCAACAUCAAACCCUUCCAAAAGUCUUGGGAGAGUCGACUUCCUCCACUUGAGACAGAGACUUAUCUGGCAACGGCCAUCCGUAGGGAAGAUGCCUUCAUUUCUGCCGCGGACGAAAAAUGCGAGCAGUUUAUCCAGACACUGACCAGCCAGUGGCCAACCUCCAAUCUUCAUUGGAGAACUGCGAUUGUAGAUGGACUCGAAAUGUACGUCAACACCGAUGGUGCGAAGGGAGAAGUCGUCAAGAAGUUCAAGGAGUGGCAUUUAAACCACCAAUUUCGUGAAUAUAUCACAAAUCUCGAGGCUGUCCUAUGUACGAUAGCGAGUCCAGCAUCAGCAACCACCUACUCAUUCCAAUCUCCCAUUUCCGCUAUAUCUGUCCGUCAAAGAUACAUCAGCUUCCAAAACAUCAUCAUGGGAGGGACACCGAGCACAGUUGGUGUAGAAAAUUGCUCUCCUCUUCUAGUCCAUGUUGAGAAAACUUCCUCGGCAGCUAGCCCGUCGCAUCGCGGUGUCAACUUGCAGAAUCUCCUCAGCCGUCUGUCUGAGAAAGCCCGCGGCGGGUAUGAGAACAACUACAUCAGCGAUCUUCAGAAGAGUUUUGCUGCUUUCACUGCUGAUCAUGAUCAUUCGAUAUCCACUGCACAAAACAAUGAAACUCUGGUACGGCAGCACUUAAGCAAAUCGGCUGCAUAUGUCGCUGAGCUUUAUCGCAACAUCUGUCGGGAUCUUAGCCACUCGCCAACAGCUGGCCAUUUUCUCUGUCACCAGGCAUCAAUGUCACCUCGACUAUCGCCAACCAGUAUUCUAUCGCAUCUGGCUUGGAACAAGUCAAAGAUGCUGCCGGCUGCCUGGAAAGCAGCAUUCGUUGAGUAUGGGACGGCCAUCACUACACUUCAACGUGCGAAAAGAUUGAACGCAUGUUUAAGCGACCCAGCGGAGCUCCUUGGAGAGUUGGCAAACCCUGGCCAUGUCGGAUGGGACCCCCUUGAUCAACCUGAUUGGCUACUGCUGGAACUCGAAAACGACAUCUUAAUUCGGGAAGAGCAAGCUCAAAUUGCCCGUCAUAUGAUCUCCCCUUCGUCGGGAACCAACUGCAUCAUGCAAUUUAAUAUGGGCCGGGGAAAAUCCUCCGUAGUCCUUCCUAUGGUUGCAGUGAAACUGGCCGAUGGAUUGAAAUUGAUCCGUGUAGUUGUUCUGAAGUCGUUAUCGACCCAAAUGUUCCACCUCUUGCAGAACAAGCUCGGUGGUAUGAUCAACAGGAAGAUAUACUAUGUUCCAAUAUCUCGAUCUCUCAAACUCACCCCCAAACUCGCCACUAAGAUUCGGGACACCUAUAUCAGCUGCUCGAAAUCUGGUGGCAUCCUUCUUGUGCUGCCCGAACACAUACUGUCAUUCGAAUUACUAGGUCUCGAUUAUGCACUUUCAAGAGGCAUGAAUGCGAGCGCCCGAAGUAAAACUUCGUCAUUGACGCAGAUCGGGUCUACAAUGAUCAACACACAAAAGUGGCUUCUUGAGAAUUCGCGGGAUAUUCUCGAUGAAAGUGACGAGAUAUUGAAUGUGAACUUUGAAUUGAUCUAUACGAUGGGCGAACAACGUGGGACUGAGUUCUCUCCCGACCGUUGGGAGAUUAUUCCGUGUGUGCUUAACACAUUGGCAAACGUCGCCCAGAAUUGCGGUUUUUCUCAGAAGUUCCCCAACGGCCUCGAAAUCGUAGCUGCAAAGUCCGGCGAUGGGUUUCCAAGACUCAGAAUUCUGCAGCCAGAUGCUGGAGCCGAACUACUUUCAGCUACCGCUCGGGAAAUCUGUGAGAAUGGAUUGCCGCGUAUCAACGUUUGGAACCUGUCAAAAUCAGCCCGGAACGAUUUGUUCAAAUUCAUCACUGAUCCACACAUCAGCGAUGUUGAGUUACAACCACUCCAGGAAACAGUUCUCGAUGCCGAACCUAUGAAGUCAUCGCUUCUCCUACUUCGUGGACUUUUCACUGGUGGCGUACUUAACUUUGCCUUUGCUCAGAAGAGAUGGAGAGUCAAUUAUGGUUUGCAUUUGGUCCGCACUCGGCUGGCUGUCCCCUACCAGGCGAAGGACAGUCCCUCUGCGCGAGCCGAAUUUGCUCACCCAGAUACCACCAUUGUGCUAUCUUGUCUAUCGUACUACUAUGGAGGUCUAAGUAACAAGGAGAUCUAUGCAGCUUUUCAAGAGUUGCUUCAAUCAGACCACCCCCAGGAGCAGUAUCAAGAGUGGAUCAAAUUCGUCCCUAACAUGCCCACUGGCUUCAUGCAACUCAAUGGUAUAAAUUUGAGCAACGCCACGCAAUGUACUCGACUGCUCUUCCCACUGUUGAGGUUCUCAAAGGGUCUCAUUGAUUUCUACAUGUCUCAACUUGUAUUUCCUAAAGAGAUGAAAGAGUUUGUUCACAAGCUAUCUUCAUCCGGCUGGGAGAUUGGGAGAGACAAGAACCAUCCUACCACGGGAUUCAGUGGCACGAAUGAUAGCAAGUACGUCUUGCCGGUUUCAAUUAAGCAGUCGGACCUUCCUCAGCAGUUACAUACGAAUGCGGAGGUUCUAGACUGCCUCUUGAGACCCGAGAACUCUGUAGAUUCCACUCUUUCCAAUGGUAAAGGUGUGCUCGAUGCAGCAGUUCUCCUUGACAUGGCUGUUGCUUCCAACCCGCCUGUUCGGGUAAUACUUGACGUGGGCGCGCAAGUCUUGGAGCUUGAAAAUGAAGAGGUUGCCCGGAAAUGGCUGAGUAUUGUGCCCCCUUCUGAUGCCCAGGCUGCUAUCUACGUGGAUGAGCGCAACGAGAUCUGUGUUGUCAGUCGUACUGGCUUGACGGAACCACUGCAGAUAUCUCCGUUUGCCAAGCUUAUCGAUCGUUGUCUUGUUUACCUGGAUGAGGCCCACACACGUGGUACAGAUUUGAAGAUGCCAUCAAAUUACCGCGCUAUAGUAACUCUGGGACCUGAUCUUACCAAGGACCGACUUGCUCAAGCAUGUAUGCGACUUCGGAAGUUGGGCAAGGGCCAAUCAGUCGUAUUCUGCUCAUCUAUGGAAAUUCAAAUGAAGAUUCUUCAAUGUUGUGGCAAGACGGCCGGAGAUGUCAUUGAGGUGUCAGACAUCCUCAUCUACUGCAUCUCAAACACGUGGCAAUAUACCAAGAAGUCUCUUCCACUUUGGGUAGCUCAAGGUGUGCGCCACUACAAACGGCGUGCGGCAUGCGCCACCCUUUCUGGUCUUCCAACAGACCCUUCUUCGAUCCUCGAAGCAGAAGCCCAAACACUCGAGCAACGUUAUGGACCCGGAGGUGACAAAUCUCAUGAGCAAGCUAUUAUUAAUGAAAACGUCGGGAACCCCCUCCUUUCGCCAUUCCAAGGUGAACUUAAUGCUAUUCGCGACAAGUGUUGGGAAUUCGGCCUCGACUCCUUCCGCGGCGUAAAUCUGCAAGAAGAGCAGGAGCGCGAACUACAACCCGAGAAUGAGAGAGAGCAGCAGGUCGAGCGCCCAAACCGACUGCCCCCACAACCUCAUCUGGUCCACAAAGAUGUCCGGGAUUUCGCUACCACAGGCGCCAUUAGUAGGUUUUCAUCUGCUUUCAGAUCGGCAUUCGCAUCGCUUCUCAAUACAAGCGCUGGAGAUCUGUUCGAAUUCCCUGCCUGGCCCCAAGAUCUCCUUGUAACAGCAGACUUUGCCCAGACUGUGGAUCGAGCUGAGAAAUUAGACCAUUAUCUUCGCCCAGUUCAUUGGAUUCUCACCAAACGCCCCGCUUGCAAGGACACACCAUGUGUGAUCGUCAGUCCAUACGAAGCCAACGAACUUCUCCCCAUCAUCCGACGCAACGCGAAUGUCACCCUACACAUCUAUGCACCCAGACUCAGCUUGAUGAAUUGUACUCUGGAAGACCUCAAGUUCUGCGCGAUCCCUGCUCUGCCAGCGGAGUGGACUGCUCCGUCAAUCGGGGUUCAGCUGACUCUGUUUGCUGGUCAGCUGUACCUCCAGAACUCUGAGGAAUAUCUAGAAGUUUGCGGUUUCCUAGGCUUGUGUAACCAGGCUCCUCCUGAAAAUGUCAAAGUCGCUUCCGAUGGAUUUAUCACCCCUGCCCAUCGCAAAUUCCUUUACUCCAAGAUGGCCCAUCUUUGCAAUUUCACGCGAACACCCAUCCCUUAUCUUCGCGCCGUCUUCGCUAUGCGUCGAAAGGGGCAGGCAUUCGCGAGUAGUCAUCUUGGACGUAUAUUAAAUGGGGAAUUAUUGCGUCCUGAUCAUUUCGUCGUCCCGGGAUCUGUGGUGGAGAAAAUAGAGAAGUUGGAGGUCUGGCAGUGAGGGUCGUGCAAAGCUCGGUUGAUGUUGUAUCAUGGGGAUGCUGGGCCGAGUUGAGGUUGUGCUUUGGAUGUUUCCUGAUGGUUCUUGAUAUUGUCGUGCUUGAAGGUUAGAUCAGAAUACGGAAAGAUCAUGCAAAGCUCUGUGCCCGGUAUGAAUAUGAGAGAGUGGCAGCUAUAACGAGGCAAUAGUCUCACAAGAAGCCACACUAGUGGGCAUAUUUAAAAGUCAGAAGCCCACACCUAAACGGAUGACCACCGUCUCAGUCACGGUUAUCAUCAAAAUUCAAC
This is a messenger RNA of Cadophora gregata, 9641 nucleotides long. RefSeq lists its product as uncharacterized. Lineage: Eukaryota; Fungi; Ascomycota; Leotiomycetes; Helotiales; Ploettnerulaceae. Bases 1 to 9354 code for a protein of 3117 amino acids. The record is from RefSeq and is a predicted model, not a curated record. The transcript is spliced from 18 exons.